AUGGCUGAAAGUACCUCUGCUACUAUCACCACUGCUUCUGCGGGUCAACUUCACCAUGUUAACAUGGCGAACGUUACCAAACUCACUGCAUCAAACUUCAUGAUGUGGAGUCGCCAGAUCCGUGUCUUGCUCGCCGGAUAUGGUCUUGCCGGUUACCUUGAUGGAACGACCGUGGCUCCUACUCCCACUGUUCUUUGUGAAGGUCACACCAUUCCUAAUCCUGAGUAUGUUCUUUGGCAACGACAGGAUCAACUCAUUGUUGCGAGUCUCCUUGGUACAAUCUCGGUUGAGAUUCAGCCCAUCCGCUCUAAGGCGUCAACCACCACACAGAUCUGGGUUCUUCUUACCUCUACCUAUGCGAAACCUACAUGGAGACACAUUAAACAACUCCGGGAACAGAUCAAGCAAUGGCGUAAAGGUACUCGAUCUGUUGAUGAGUAUGUUCAAGGUCUUGUCUCUCGUUUUGAUCAGCUCGCUACGUUAGGCAAACCAUACGAGCAUGAGGAACAAAUUGAAUACUUACUUGCUGGUCUCCCAGAGGACUAUAAGCCCAUCGUUGAUCAAAUAGAGGGACGUGACUCUCCACCCACAAUGCCGGCGCUCCAUGAGAAGCUCAUUAAUUUUGAACUGAAGCUUCAGUCUCAAGCAUCUACUAUAUCCGUUGCUCCCGUUACUGCUAAUGUUGCUUUCAACAAGUCUUAUGGCCACUCCAACAAUAACAACAACUACCAGUCCCGCAAUCCACGUAACUCCUCUCGUGGCUCUUCCUCCUCUUCGUCCCGUGGUGGUCACGGCAAAGGAUAUUAG
This is a messenger RNA of Camelina sativa (false flax), 807 nucleotides long. NCBI's taxonomy places the organism in Eukaryota, Viridiplantae, Streptophyta, Magnoliopsida, Brassicales, Brassicaceae. The record is from RefSeq and is a predicted model, not a curated record.